AUGUCGUCACUUGCGACGUCGUCCCCGCUUCUGGACGCAGCGUCCUCCAUAACCCAAGAGAAUGGCGCCCGCCAUCGCUUCGUAGUCGACAUCUCGCCCGAAUGGACCACGCAACACUCCGUUCUAGGAGGCUUCCUGAACGUCAUGGCCCUGUCUGCCACGCGAAAGUUCCUUGCGCAGGAAUUCGGUGACGCCCAGUACCCGGAUCCCAUCCAUGCCUUCGUGCAGUUUUUGAAAAUGGUGCCCCCGGGCCUGGUUUCCCUGUGUUGCACUUGUCUGCGAGUAUCCUCGCGACAGUGCGUGGUGAGGGUUGAACUGGCCCAAACGAAAUCUCUCCGUCCGCCGCGGGACCCUGCUUCGACUUCGACCGCAGAGCCCGCCGCCGUAGCAAUUGUGACCUAUGCCGAUCUAUCCAAAGAGCACGGCCUGACGCAGACAGCCGCAAAUCCGACGAUUCCGAGCCGAUUUCCAGACCGAGUCCGGGAUUGUGCAGUCAUCGACGACCCCAUAGUCGAUGCAACUCCCGUCACCAGCAAACUGAACUGGGUUGCGCCACGCGCAUCCAACGGGUUAUGGGGCCACCGACUGGGAGGCCACCAGCGCGAGGUGUGGAUUUCGUUCCGGGACGGAUCAGCCAUCUCGGAUGUUCUGCAUCUCGCGUUGCUGUCUGAUAUGCCCCUGCAGCCACCCGCAACUCACGAGCCCAAGUUUUAUGAGCGGUACGCUCUCUUCACGCUGUGCCUGUCCGUGGAAUUCAAGAAACGACCGCAUCCGUCCACGCAAUGGGUGCUUGUCAAGUCAAACUCGCACACGGUCCGUAACGGUCGAUACGACGUGCAGGUGCAGAUUCUGGCGGAGAAUGGCGACCUGCUUGCCUUGAGUCAUCAUGUCCUGCAUGUUUUCGGGUUGCGAGCCCGGGAGAAGGCGAAGAUGUGA
Aspergillus steynii IBT 23096 is the source of this 936-nucleotide messenger RNA. RefSeq names its product thioesterase family protein. The record is from RefSeq and is a predicted model, not a curated record. Lineage: Eukaryota; Fungi; Ascomycota; Eurotiomycetes; Eurotiales; Aspergillaceae. The transcript has 3 exons. Bases 1 to 936 code for a protein of 311 amino acids.